Lolium perenne is the source of this 989-nucleotide messenger RNA. NCBI's taxonomy places the organism in Eukaryota, Viridiplantae, Streptophyta, Magnoliopsida, Poales, Poaceae. The record is from RefSeq and is a predicted model, not a curated record.
GAAAAUAAGAGGAGGACGAGCGAGAGAGAGUAGGCCGCCUAUCCCGCCGCUCUCGAUAUAAGAUGUGUUUUCCCCCCAAUCCUCUCUCUCUCUGCCUGCGUGUUCAGUCCGAGAGCAGUCCAUAGUUCCAUACCCAUCCCAAUCACCAGAGAGCAGCGAUGGAUGCCGCCGAGAAGCGCUCCGGCCUGGCGGAUCACAUGAGCGUCUCCGUCGGCGAGGCGGAGUACCCGUGCGUAACGCGUCUUCGUCACCGGCGCCUCAUCGCGUUCCUCCGGGACCAAGGAUUCCACGACUCCUACAACGAGUUGACGAACAGGACGCGCGCGCACAUGAGCCUGCGGCACCUGCGCGGCCUCGUCGAGCGGGGCCGGUGGUUGGCUGCCGUCGAAUACCUAGACAGGUACCUGCCGCCGCCCACCAUUCCGAGGAGCUACCACGCCAAGGUCCUCCGUAACUUCCUCGUGACGCACCACCGCUUCGCCGACGCCGUCGACGGCAUCGUCGAUAAGACCCUGCCCAGGCACUACCUCCAACUGAACAACGGCAGAGCCAUCAGCCACGCCGAUCUCAGGCUCCAAUCCAUCGCCUUCUCUAUACUACUCACCGUCGACGAACUCAGGGCCAACAUGAACUGGGAGAGGGUGCGGGAAAGGGCAUGGACUGUUGUCAACAGGUUGGCUCCUUCUACUCCAGAGCUGCGAGGCUGCAUCGCGCUGCCGGCCACCAGCAUUAGGCCGCACCAUGUACUCCCAAUUGCUUCCGGUUUAUGGAGUCGGAGGCGCUAUGUGAAGAGGAAACAAACAGGACGACCAGAAGCUAUCGUCAGGGCCAUGAAGAGCCAGCAACUUACGGUUCCAAGAAUUGGGUCUCUUGAGGAAGCAAAGGAAUUGUUGGCGGAUGUCCUUGAUGAAUCUUUACGAUAUGGCGUGCAAUUGAGCACCAGCGGUUUAAACCAUUCACUUCAGUCAGGUACGAAUGAAGGGGGGUAA